AUGUCAGAGAAAUUUCACAGUGUAAUUGAAAUAUUUCCUGUUGAAUUAUGGCGAGAAAUAUUUGAAUAUUUCAAUUCAAAUGAUUUAUGGUAUUCAUUUCGUGGUUUAAAUAGAAGAAUUGAUGGAAUUAUUGAUCGAACAGUGUUAUAUUUAAAUUUUACAAAGCGAGGUACUUAUAGUUACUUUAUGAAAAAUAUUUUAUCACCAAUGAAGGUUAUUAAUGUUCGAUCAUUAAAAUUUACGAAUUCCAAUGAAAUACAACAUUUUUUUUCGAAUUUUUCUCUUGAUUCAUUAUUUCAUCUUCGUUUAUUAUCUUUAAAGUUUAUGUAUUCUUUUAAUGAUAAUUCAUUUACAUUCUGGAAUCAACUUUCAUCUUUGAAAUAUCUACAAUCAUUGAAAAUUAUAUUUUGGGGCAAUCAAGUCGGACCCGAUAAUAUUAUUAAAGAAAAUGAAUUUAUUAUUCGUUCAAUAUUUAAUAAAGAUUAUUGUCCAUUACUGAAAUCUUUGACCAUCAAUAUUGAUCGUACGCAAAGCGUAAUGUCAUUAAUUCCUUCGUUAAUUCCAACAACUAAAGUAACAAAUAUCAAAUAUCUGUCGCUUGAUUCAUUGACAUUUAAUGAUUUUAUUAAAUUACUUCCUGCUUUACAAAAUGUUAAAUCAUUUUAUAUAGAUAGCGAGUUAUGUUUGGACAAUGAAUCUAAUGAACCGCAACCGAAUAUGACAAUUACAAUACCAUUACUGCCUAAAUGUACUCGAUUACAUGUCGGAUUAUCAAACGAUAUAAUGUUGGAACACGUUGAAUAUUUAUUAAAACAUACUCCAAACUUAAAGGAUUUAUUUGUAUGGGGUUGGUAUCAUUUACUUGAUGCAAAAAGAUGGAAAUCGUUACUAUCAAUGCAAUGUCCGAAAUUAAAAAAAUUUGAAUUAAUAUGUAGUGGCCCCACUGAUGAUAAUGAUUUUGAUCAAGCAAUAGAGGAUUUUGAACAAAAAUGUAGAAAAACACCAUUUUGGCGUCAACGAAAUAUCUCAGUUGAAUAUGUAAAUGGUUCAGAUGAUGAUGAUUCUGAGAUUAUUUUUCGAUUUAAUAUUAAAAAAGUGAGUUUUAUGUAG
Rotaria sp. Silwood1 is the source of this 1110-nucleotide messenger RNA. Lineage: Eukaryota; Metazoa; Rotifera; Eurotatoria; Philodinida; Philodinidae. The record is from the annotation of a GenBank genome assembly.